AUGAUAAAAUUGAUUUUUUGCCAGGUUCAUUUGGUCACAAAAAUUGUGAUAAUAAACUAUAGUAUUUCUUUUUAAAUAAACUUGAAAAAGCUACUAGACCAUUCGCUUCUGUUAUCAAAUUUGAUGUACCUACUUCUCUUGUUAAUCCUUGUGAUGAGAACGUUAUUUCGACGGAUUAAAAACUCUAUGAUGGUUUACGAAGUUGUAUUUCUUUGUCAUGGUUUUUUGUUGUGUAGGGGUAAAAUGGAAAUGGUGAUCUCGCUAAUUUCGUUACUGAAUUAACAAAUUUUCAAUUAUUAGUUCUAGCUAUCCAGAAAAAACAUUACCAAUCCUAUCUAAUGUUACUUUAAUUGUGGAAGUUCAAAACUUUGUUUUACAGAAAACAGCUUAUCAAAUAUUAAUUCGAACACAUGCAGGAUAAUUUCCCAGUAUUUUUUCAAAGGUUAAACAGUAAUAUUAUCCUUUUGAAUCUCUUAAUCUCACUUUCAAUUUCGUUAUGAAAUGUUGCAUAGAAAAUUCAAAACUAUCAAAUGAUAAAUCUCAAUAUUAAACUAAAUUUUAUGAAGUCUAUAGAAAUAACUCUAAAUCUAGACCUUCAAACAUCAAUUAUACUGAUUUAUUUAAUUCUAAUCAAUUGGAAUAUAAUAUUCAAAGCUACUCAUUAAGUGCUUGGACAGCUUAUAUAAUUCAAUUGUAUUGUUGUUAAUAAAUAUUUAGAAAUGAUAAUUAUUACUUAAUCAAUCUGAAAAACAAAUUAUUUAAAAUUUGA
Paramecium octaurelia is the source of this 769-nucleotide messenger RNA. NCBI's taxonomy places the organism in Eukaryota, Ciliophora, Oligohymenophorea, Peniculida, Parameciidae. The record is from the annotation of a GenBank genome assembly.